Staurois parvus is the source of this 1311-nucleotide messenger RNA. The record is from the annotation of a GenBank genome assembly. NCBI's taxonomy places the organism in Eukaryota, Metazoa, Chordata, Amphibia, Anura, Ranidae.
GGGGGCGGUACUGAGCCGGCACGGCCUUUAAAUCUGCGCGUCAUAGAACGGCCGGGGCCGAGUGGUUGUGUGCGGAGAACGGCGUGUUCAGGAUUUGAAAUGGCUGAAAAUGGUGAUAAAGAACAAGUGUCUGAUCUGGACACAAAGAUCUGUCAGCAGAUUGAGUACUACUUUGGUGACCAUAACCUUCCACGAGACAAAUUCCUAAAGGAACAGAUUUCUUUUGAUGAUGGGUGGGUGCCACUGGAAAUUAUGAUCAAGUUUAACAGGUUAAACAAACUGACCAAAGACUUUGGAAUCAUUGUGGGAGCACUUAAAAAAUCCAAGACAGGCCUGCUGGAAAUUGAUGAGGAAAAAUCCAGAAUUAGAAGAUCCCCUAACAAACCUUUGCCAGAAGUCACAGAAGAAUACAAAAAUUUAAUCAAGAAUAGAUCGGUUUACAUUAAAGGGUUUCAGCUGGACACAUCCUUGGAUGAAAUAAAGGAAUGGUUGGAAAAAAAGUGUCCCAUUGAGAACAUCCAGAUGAGGCGAGCACUUGAUAAGGCAUUCAAGGGUUCAAUCUUUGUUGUAUUUGAGACAGAAGAUACUGCCAAGAAAUUCUUAGAGAAUACAGACCUUAAAUUUAAAGACUGUGAUAUGAUCGUAUUAUCCAAGGAAGAAUAUUUUGCAAAGAAGAAUGAAGAAAGGAAGCAGAGGCAGUCAGAGUUCAAAGCAAAACACAAGCAGGAGAAGGAAGAUGCCCACAAACAAGCAGAUGCUGAAAUGAAAACCUUGGAAGAACAGACUGGCUGCCUCUUAAAAUUCUCAGGAGACUUGGACAAUAUGACUUCCAGAGAAGAUAUCCAUGCCUUAUUUCAAGCUCAUGGUGAAAUCAAGUGGAUUGACUUCAGGAGGGGUGCGAAGGAGGGAAUUAUCCUGUUUAGGAGUGGUGCCAAAGAAGCAUUAGAGAAAGCCAAGGUGGCAAAUAAAAACUUACAGUUGAAAGAAAAGAAUGUAACGUGGGAUCUUCUGGAGGGUGAUGUAGAGAAGGCUGCACUGAAGAAAAUCAUGGAAGACCAACAAGAAAGCUACAAUAAGUGGAAAGGCAAAGGUGCUAAGAAAUUCAAAGGAAGGGGAGAUAGAGGAAAUGAUGGUUCAUCCAGGAAGAAAAUCCAAUUCCAAGGAAAGAAAAAGAAAUUUGAAAGCAGUGAUGAAGAGGACACAGAAGAAGGAGCAGGUGCUGCCAGAAAUGGAAGUCCCAAGAAAAGGCAGCUGGAGGAGAAAUCCACUGAAGGACCAGAGCCAAAGCAACAGAAGACUGCAGACCCGUAA